GGGCCAGGGACCGAACGGUCUUCCCGUCCAGCGUCCUUAGCUGCCCCCGAUCCCAGUACCCGCAGUCUCAUUUGCCACUUUCCGACGCGUGACCCCGGCGCGCUCGCGUCCCGGGCUGGUGACAGGCGCGGGGUACGCCGAGAGGUCCCAUGUGCCCCCUCCCUUUCCUGGCCGCCGCAGUCGCCGCGUCCCGAACCCCACUCCGGCUCCUCGGCAGAGGACUCGCCGCCAUGUCUGCCGCCAGGCGACUCAAAUCCGUGGACUACGAGGUGUUCGGGAGAGUGCAGGGUGUUUGCUUCAGAAUGUACACAGAAGAUGAGGCUAGGAAAAUAGGAGUGGUUGGCUGGGUGAAGAAUACCAGCAAAGGGACUGUGACAGGCCAAGUGCAAGGCCCCGAAGACAAAGUCAACUCCAUGUCCUGUCUUUCCUACCUGGUGCCUCCAGAUCCCAAGUCUUCUGUGUAGUCAUGAGAGAGAGAGAGAGAAACCGAACAUCUGAAGCAGGCUCUGCACUGACAGCACAGAGCCCGAUGCGGGGCUUGAACUCACGAACCGCGAGACCAUGACCCAAGCCGAAGUCAGAUGCUUAACUGACUAAGCCACCAAGGUGACCCGAUGCUAUCAUUUUAAUGGGGUUUCAUGUAAAAGGACAUGAGCGUGCCAUGUUUAAUUGUACCGUGAAGCUUACGUGAGAAAAUCCACAGAAAGCACUUAGCAUACAGCCUGGCCCAGAAUAAAGAACAAAUAAACGUUUGCUCUCAUUAGGUGACCCAUAGGACUCCAUCUCUGCACAUGGGGUUCUAGUGGCAGUUGGACUGGCCAGGUGGAAAUGCCACUAGGCUCUUGGAUAUAUGGGUCAUCCCUGCAGAGAAACUGGGCUAGAGAAAUAAAUUUGGUGGUUGUCCCUCUGUGGAUAGUGUUUGAAGUUAUAUACAUGGAUGGGAUUACCAGGGAGAGCUUUCUUGAUGAUAGGUAAACAGGAAGCAUGCAGCAGAGAAUGUAAAUCAAGCUUCACCAACAUUAUAAAUUGGAAUGCCAUUACAAAUAAAAAUAGAUGGUAGAGAGUGAAUUCAUUCCUCUAGCAUGUACUGUGUGCAGUAUUGGUUAAAGUACUGAAUUAUCAAAAAAUUAAAGCACGGUAAAGAGAAGUUACAGAAAUAGGUGGCAAAGUCAGACUACAUGUGGUAUAUUUAUGGUUAAAUAAAUAUCGCCUUAUUUUCUUCUGGUUGUUAAAAAACUUUAUUUAUUUAAGAGUGCUAUGACAUAAGAAAAUCGGAAUUAAAUUGUCUUUUAAAAACAUGAGUGUGCUUUCAUCCGAAGUUAUUGAAAUGUGGAAUUCAACAGGCAACAUCAUUUAGAGGUGGCUUGGCUACGAUUGUAGCAGCUCUUUGGAAAGGUGCCAGGAGAUCCCAGGACAUGCUGCAGAUGUGUGUAUUUUCUUCCCCUUCUGUGUUUCAUUUGGUCAGAAAGAAUUACUGAUGGCUUUCUUUUGCAAAUUGCACUAUGUGAUUCCAAUUGUGGUGGUAAGAUUCGCCAACAUUUUUUGAUACAUAGAAACCAUUUGAGUCUAUUGUUUUAUUUUUAUUUUAAAGUUUAUUUAUUUAUUUUGAGAAAGAGCAAUGAAAAGUCAGAGAGGGAGAGAGAGAAUCACAAGCAGGCUCUACACACUGUCAGCAUAGAGCCCAACUCGGGGCUCCAUCUCAUAAACUGUGAGAUCAUGACCUGAGCUGAAAUCAAGGCUCAGACGCUUAAUGAACUGAGCUACCCAGGUGUCCCUAAGUCUAUUGUUUCAUUAAAGCUACUUUUCCCAUUGGUAACCAUUUAAAAUUAAUGUAUAGAGUUAUAAUUCUGAGCACAAACUUUUUUUUCCCUAAGUUUACUUAUUUAUUUUGAGAGAGAACGCAUGAGUGGGAAAGGGACAGAGAGAGAAUCCCAAGCAGGCUUCGUGCUGUCAGUGCACAGCUGGGCAUAAACUUUUGACUAAAUCUGUACAAAAUAUAUUUUUCUUAAAAACUAAAUGGAAAUUCUGGGGGAAAAAAGCCCUCAAAACACAAAAAACUAAAAACAUUUGCAUGUGGACACAGCCAAAUUCUAAAAUUAAAAUUACAUCUUGAUUGCUAUAUAUUUUUAAAACCAUAUGUCAUAUAUGUGUAGUUUGCACUUGAAAGCAUCAUUGAUGGGCUGGAGAAUGUACUCAAGAGAGUGAUCAAAUGGUUACGUGGUCUGGAAAACUGUAUCACAAUAUAGGUAAUGCUUGAAGGCAUUGAAGGUAUUUAGACUGGAGAAAAGGAUACUUGAGGGAAUCAUGAUAGUUUACUUCAAGUAUUUGAAGGGCUGAUACAUGGGAAAAGAUAAGUCUUUUAUGUUGUUCUAGAAAGUGAUAAUUUUGGUUAUAGUAAUGGGUGAAUUUAUUUAUUUCAAUUCACUUUGACAAAGAAUUUUCCUGUAAAGGUAUCUAAUAUAUCUAAUGGAAUUUUAUCAAUAACUAGGAGUGGUCUACAUCAGGGGUUGGCAUACCAUGGCUUUCAGGCCAGAUCUGGCCUAUUGCCUGUUUUGUAAAUAAAGAUUUAUUGGAUCACA
Messenger RNA from Acinonyx jubatus (cheetah), 2579 nucleotides. RefSeq names its product acylphosphatase 2 (gene ACYP2). Gene Ontology annotation, molecular function: acylphosphatase activity. Lineage: Eukaryota; Metazoa; Chordata; Mammalia; Carnivora; Felidae. The record is from RefSeq and is a predicted model, not a curated record. The coding region runs from base 150 to 464 and encodes 104 amino acids. The transcript is spliced from 5 exons.